GAAUAUUUGUUGUUGUUGAUGAUGAUCAACAUUCGAUCGAAUCCAAAAAUAAGUUUGUCAGCUGUGUGUGUUUUUGCUAUUUUUUUUUCAUUUCCAAAAACUUCAAAUUUCAUUUUGUUUUGAAAAUUUUUUUUCAAUUUUCAAUUUAAAAAUUUGGAAAUGUGAAAAAACGAUUAAAUAGAUUUAUUAAAUUCAAUUUUGCAACAAAAAAAAAAUUAUGUUUGUUCAACAAAUUCGUGAUCGUUUACAAAAUCUUGUACAACAAGAUCUACAAUCAAGUCUUCGAGAAUUGACCAUUGGCACUUUAACGUCGAAUCAUUCGGCUACAUCUACAUCAAUUGAUCGAUCUGAUUUCCAUCGUCAUUAUGAUGAUUUAUCAGAUGUUAAUCUUUUAGCCGGUAUUGAUAUUGUUGAUUAUUUUCAACAACGUUGGAUUGAAUUACAAAAUCAAACUAAACAGAAUGUAACGAAUGCUAAACAUUCGUCUAAAACGAUUCAACAAAUCAAAUGUAAAUUUGAAAAUUUUAAUAAAAUCUGUGAUGAUUUGGAAACCGAUUUAGAUCGAUUAGUACCGGAAAUUUGUGAAUCGCUUUUAUCGAUCGAAAUAGAAUUGGAACAAUCAUUAUCAUUGGUGAAUAAAUUGAAUGAAGCAAUUAUCGGUCUAAAUAAAGAAUCAAUUGAUCAAGAUUUUGAACAACGUAAAUCAGAAUCGGAACAAAAAAUGAAUCAAAUGCUGGUUCGUCGUGCAGAAGAUCUAGUUCUUUAUGAAUCACAAUUAAAUUCAAAAUAUGAACGACAAGAAGUAGAAAUACUUAAAGAAAGACAGCUAGUUUUUCAACAAGCAUUUGAAGAUGAACUUCGUAUUUAUAAAGAAAAAGGCCAAUUGAUUAAUAAUGAACCACCAUCAUCAUCAUCAUUAUCGAAAGAUGAAACAAAAUUGGAAGAUAUAUCAUUAGAUUUGGAUCCAAAUGAAGUUGAUGAAUUGGAAAAAUUUUUAGAAAAUGAUUGAUUAGGAGAAACCAUGUAUAUAAACCAUGAUAAAUAAAGAAAAUUUUGAUUUUUUUUUCAUAAA
Messenger RNA from Dermatophagoides pteronyssinus (European house dust mite), 1072 nucleotides. It is a transcript of the gene Dysb, whose product is annotated as dystrobrevin binding protein dysbindin. Lineage: Eukaryota; Metazoa; Arthropoda; Arachnida; Sarcoptiformes; Pyroglyphidae. The record is from RefSeq and is a predicted model, not a curated record.